CCGGACUGUCCGCGUGCAGCAGAACGACCGGAGAGAGAAUCCUCCUCGCGACCAGAUUCAACAAACUCUGCUGGUUACCAACGGUUACCUGCUGCCGAACCGGAUUAAACCGCCUACCGACCCGCUUCAGGGGUGAACCGACUAACGUUUAAAGUGUUUUCUACCAGCUGACUGGUGUGAAACACUGACCUCAUGGAGGAGCUUCACGACGUGCAGCUGACGGAGAUCAAACCUCUGCUCACAGGACAGAAUAAGAGCAACCUGCAGGAUGUCAACUGCAAGGAAUACGACGUGGAGACAGCGCAUGGAGUGCUGCACGUCACCAUGAGGGGCGUCGCCAAGGGCAACCAGCCCACAAUCCUCACCUACCACGACAUUGGAAUGAACCACAAGUCGUGCUUCAACACACUGUUCAACUUCGAGGACAUGCAGGAAGUGACGCAGCAUUUCUCUGUGCUGCAUGUUGACGCUCCUGGACAGCAGGACAACGCUCCAACCUUCCCCACUGGGUACGAGUACCCUGCCAUGGAGGAGCUGGCUGAUAUGCUGCCGCAUGUCCUCUCCAAGCUGCAGGUGAAAAGUGUGAUCGGUAUCGGCGUCGGAGCUGGAGCCUACGUCCUCGCCAAGCUGGCUCUGAACAAGCCCAGCUUGGUGGAAGGCUUGAUUCUGAUCAACAUUGACCCGUGUGCCAAAGGCUGGGUGGACUGGGCCGCCUCCAAGCUGAGCAGCUGGACCAGCAGCCUGGUGGACAACAUCAUGGGACACCACUUCAGCUCUGAGGAGUUACUGGAGAACAAGGAGAUCAUUCAGACGCUGAGACUCCAAAUCUGUCAGGACAUUCCUCAGGAGAACCUGGCCUUGUUCUUCAGCAGCUAUGAGAACCGUAUUGACCUGGAGAUAGACCGACCCACCCCUGGUCUCACUGGAAGCGGCCUCGUCACACUCAGGUGUCCCGCUCUGCUGGUAGUCGGAGACAUGUCACCUUCUGUGGACGCCGUGGUGGAUUGUAACUCCAAACUGGAUCCCACCAAGACCACCCUGCUGAAGAUGGCGGACUGUGGGGGACUUCCUCAGGUGGUUCAGCCUGGGAAGUUAGCCGAGGCCAUCAAGUACUUCCUCCAGGGAAUGGGAUACAUGCCCGCGGCCGGUAUGACCCGUCUGAUCCGCUCCAGAAGCCACUCCGCUACCAAUGCGAGCUCCAUGUGAGUCUGGCGCCGUAGCGCCACCGACGCCCACCAAGGGGCGCCGCUGAGGUCCUGACCAUCCAGCCAGCAGUGCCGGCCUUGCGGUUCUGGUUCUGCUCCUCCUCCUCCAGUUGUCAGAGUUCUUCCUGAAGAGUCCAGUUCAUGCUGGAGAUCGGACCGGUGCGGUUCUGUUGUCCAGCAGUUGCUAUGGUAACACGUUUCUCUCUUCGUGGAGUUUACAUGCCGUUGUUCUGUGGUUCUUGUUCUCUUUGAUCAGACAUUUUUCUCUUUCUUGUGGUUCUGAUCCGAUCUUUUUGAUAUUUACUCGUCGUUGAUAUUUGGUUCUGACGGACCCGACUCCUUCAGGAAGUUAAAUAUUUAAGGAGUUUCACGUCCUGAAACUCAUUCAUGAACUAAAGCUUGAGGGGAGGUCCGAUCCGAUUCAACUCCAGAACCCGACUGGUUCUGCUUCUAAGUCACAGCUUGGCCCGAAACCAGAACUGAUCUUCAUCUGCUUCGUCAGAACUUGUUUCUAGUACUGCCGGGUCGGCUCGAUCCGCUUCCCUCAGAAUCUCUGCAGUCCAUUUGUCGGCAUGCCGAGUCGUAGCAUGAGAAGUUUCUGUGGGCCCGAUGUUCAGCUCUACUGAAGACACCAACAGCCCCAGAACCUGGUUCUGCUCCAUUCUCUUCAGUAAACGGGAGUCCAUCAGGAGCUCAGAACCCUGUGGUUCCUGGAGCAGAACCGGGUCUUGCUGCGGUUCUGGUGGUUUGGGUUUCCUGUUGCUCUGGUUCUAAACCUGCUGGAUGUUUGUUUCUGUAGUUUGUAAUGAAAUAAAGCUGAAAUAAAUCAACGGCUCCUUGCUGCUCAGAACCAGAACCAAACCCGGUUCAAACAUGGAAUGAUUCUGCUGCUGAUCGAGUCCACUCCACAAAGGUAUGGAGACAAAUUGGGGCCAACACUUUAUUUUGUUAAAACCUUAUGAAAUUGAAAAACACUCAUUUUUAAAAAUGAAAAGUAUUGAAACUGGAAAAAAAUAAAAUAACUAGAAAAAACAACUUUAACCUGAAAAGAAGUUUAGAAUGUUUUUCUUCAGAUAAACAUUUCUUUGCAUUUUCAGGGUUUAUUUGGUCAUAUCUGGUUGCCUUUAUUUGACAGUUGUCAGACAGGGCUGGGACUCGAACCAUUGCCUUCGUACAUGGAUCUCGCUUUUCCCCUGCGUCACCCACAGACAUUUUUUAAGGAACUUUUUGGCUCCAGUUUAGCUCCGUACCGGCCCUGAUCCAGCCUCAUUCUGGUCCCGUCCGACUCCAGACUGAAGCAGAAUGUGGAACGGGAUCAUUUCAGGUUCUGGGUCAGACAGAACCAGCCAGAGAACCCAGACCCACCCAAUGCAGACAGAGCUCUGAAUCAGAGCUGGAUCAGAACCGCCUCCAACUUUAUUCCCUCCACUUCCAUCAAAAACAGCAAAUUAAUUAUGAAUAAAACCUGACUGCAGAUCAAACAGUUUAUUAUCUAACGGUGGGAAAACUUUAACCCUUCAGAACCUCCAGGGGUCAGAAACUGUCAUCAUCCUCUCAGGUCCAGUUUGUUCCAGCCACAUCGUGGUUCUGGUGAGGAAUGAAGUCUGUUGGGUUCAUGUUGUUCAGCUGGCAGCAGGGGGCGCCGUCUUGCUGCAGAGUCUUCCCAGCAGGCCGGCCAUCUGCAGCAGGGAGUUCACUCCUUCAGCCACCCGCAUGUGAGUGAAGCCGAUCUCCUGGAGGAAACGAGAGAGAACCGGUUCCUGAUCACAUCAGGUCCAAACGGACGGGUUUACAGAGUUUUCUCUCAGUUUAAACAAACAAAGACAAUGAUUAAAAAAAGUUAAACCUGCAGAAUGUGGAAACUGAGGGACUUAAAGCGAAUUCCUUUCACUCAAGUAUUCACUAAUUGAAUGAAUAAUUAGUUUAUAUUUCUGCCUGUUUGAGAACUUUUUGUUCAAACUGUAGUCUCACUUCUACGGAAGCCAAAACGUGCAAACAAAGAAUGAUACAAACAACAAAUGCUGCAACUACAGAAAAUUGAAGCAAAAUGGAAAACCUGUUGCUGCCACUAAUUAACUUGGUCUGAUUAUUAAAGUACAGCCACGAACAGCAACAGUUACUGAGCUCCGCCAGGGCAGACUCUUUCCAGUCAAGUUGCUCUCUAUAUGUGUGGUUCGGUUCUGGUCCAGUGGGGAGAUUCUCCACAUUACGGUCUGGAGCGCAGCAGCUGCGGUUAUUUCUCCGCUGAUUUGCAGCGACACUCAGCAACAGAGAACCUCGAGGUUCUGAUUGUGAUGGACUAAAUAAACCCAGAUAUUUUAUUUUGUCUUAUAAAAAAUGUUCCUGGCCCAAACAUAAUGAUAGACUCAGAUUAUGAACUUUUAUUUUUUUUUUUAAAUACAAACGAAAAAUAAAAUUCACAUCACACCAAGCUAAUAUUAUGUAGUUCUGGUAUUUUACACUGUCGGAGCAGAACAGCAGCUCGGAUCUCUGACCAGCUUCUCUGCUUUCUUUUAGAUGUAACUUCUAUCAUGAAUAUAGAUUAGCAAAAAACCCUACAAGUUACAAUGAAGUACUGCUACUUCCAGUGGGCGCCAGAAGUAAGACCCAUAAUCGUUUCCCCAGUAAACCUCCCAGGAGUAAGGUGGACAGAAUCAAGCUGUAAUAUUACAGACUCCAGACUCCCCCUAGGGGGCUGGAGGAGUUCUGUCUUAUGGAAAGACCGCAGCGAUCUCCCUGUUGCUUCUAUUUCAUGUUUUUGGAGUUUGGGUCAUUCACGUGUUGCACCUGUUAGCCUCUGUACGCUAUAGUCAUCUAAUCACUGUCUUUUCGCUGCAGCUUUAAUAGAAAUUGGUUCACCGUUUGAGUAUUUUUCCCUUCAGCCUCUCUGUGGGAAUUGUUUUAGUUUCUUGUUUAUUCAGCAGAAUUAAAAAACAUCCAGAGCCAACGCAGGUUUUACUUCCUCAUUCAGUCUGGGAAGCUUUUUAAAAAUCGCUCUAAUGUUCCAAUGAAUCUUCAAACAAGCUCCAGUUUUUCUCAAAAUCACACAAAAUCAGCAGAUUCCAGCUAUUUUUGUACUAGUGCAUAACUACAUUUUUUCUGUUCUGCAGAAAUGGUAAGAAAAUAUUGAGUUUAAACAAUGCUAACUCCCACCUGCAGGUGGCAGUAUUUCUUACAGAAGCUUGAUGUCAAGUUUUAGAAAACUCAUCAAGUUAUUUAAGUUCUUUAAAGAAUAAAAAUGUUAGAGUUGA
Molecule: messenger RNA, 4456 nt
Organism: Xiphophorus hellerii (green swordtail)
Lineage: Eukaryota; Metazoa; Chordata; Actinopteri; Cyprinodontiformes; Poeciliidae
Product: protein NDRG3-like
Source: RefSeq, a predicted model, not a curated record